UUCUGCCUUUUAAAAGUCUGAUAUAUAUAUGAGACAUUACAACUUUUGCUAUUAAAGAACACUUUGCCUGACAAGGAAGAUGAAACUUUUCAGCUCGAUUUUUGUUAUCGUUCUGGUAUUUUCAUUGCGAGCAAAUUAUAACGUUGAUGCUUGUAAAGCAAUUGGUGAAACAUGUGCAAAAACUAUUUUUGACAGAUGUUGCGAUGGUACUGUGUGUAAACUAAGUGCACCAUUUUAUGGAGAAUGUGUAGAAUGUUUAACUUCAGGAAAUAGAUGUUGGAAACAUUCAGAAUGUUGUUCAGGGUAUUGUAAUUGGUUUACAUGUCGGGAUUUAUAAACAUUGUUGUUUGGCCAAUCAAUAUUUUGAAAACGAUCGGUUAUUCUGAAAACCUUUUUUAAAGAAUAUAAUUUGUAAUGCAUUAUAACUUGUUUUUUUUCUGUAAAACAUUUUGAGUUUGACAGUAUACACAAAUUAUCAGUAACUUAAAAGUCAAAAGUUCUGUGAUUAAUCAUUGGAACCAAGCUGGGAUAUGUUCCCGUUUCCGAGUUGAAAGCGAGCACUGGCUGCGGCCAAUGUACCUUGCUGCACAAGAGCAGGUGAACUGGUAGUUGCACAUAGAGGCGACCAGACGCGGAAGCUUAUCUUUUAUGGAUACAGAAGAUAAGUCCCUACUAGUGAAGAUUAUUCGCGGUUUAGCCGCAUUAAAUGUUCUUCUAAUCGUUGUUGUUAGACGAUUUUUGAUUAUGUCUGAUGUUCUAUCACCUUUAAAUUUCAGACUUAUAUAAAGCUUUUUCUUCGGGACGGAACAACUAGAUUUCUUGUCGCAACUACUUCUAUUCAUAUUCUUUUCUAUGAAACGUUCUGGGUAACCAUUUUUGGUCAAGAUUUUCUUGAGGAAUGUGAAUUCUUCGCUAAUCCAUUCUGUACUGCAUAUCUGAUGUAUUAUUAUUAUUAUUAUUAUUAUUAUUAUUAUUAUUAUUAUUAUU
Messenger RNA from Schistosoma guineensis, 987 nucleotides. The record is from the annotation of a GenBank genome assembly. NCBI's taxonomy places the organism in Eukaryota, Metazoa, Platyhelminthes, Trematoda, Strigeidida, Schistosomatidae.